AUGUCUAAGAAGGGCUAUCAUUGCCCAUUUGUAACUUGCCCAUUCAUAGGCCUUCCUGCUGCCCUCUACAUGCAUAUCCUCACCCACAUCGAUAUCAAACCUCUCUACGGUGACAUGCCUGCUCAUGGCAUCACCCCGCAAAAGAGGCCACUGGAAGACCCCUUUUCUCCAUACCUGGACACUCUAGUUGGCGGAACACCCUCCAAUACUGCGCCUGUCGACAAACUUACUCCUCCGGCCCCCUCCUCCAGUCCUAACCCCUUUCUUGGAGACAGCGAAACCCCACUCAAGAAGUAG
Molecule: messenger RNA, 297 nt
Organism: Suillus discolor
Lineage: Eukaryota; Fungi; Basidiomycota; Agaricomycetes; Boletales; Suillaceae
Exons: 2
Coding region: 1-297 (98 amino acids)
Source: RefSeq, a predicted model, not a curated record